CCUCUGCGCGUCCGCGAAAUGUCGUUGUCGCAUCCCGACGCCUGAAAUACCACACCGCACAUCAUCAUGGCCAUGCCCAUCACCACCAUCGCCGAGAGCAAGGAGCUCCGCGGCCUGAAUCUCAUCGCGGCGCAUUCUCACAUUCGCGGUCUCGGCGUCGAUGAUGACACGCUCGAGCCCAAGGUGUCGUCGCAGGGCCUCGUCGGCCAGGAGAAGGCACGCAAGGCGGCGGCUGUGAUACUCAAGAUGGCACGAGAUGGCAAGAUUGCUGGUCGCGCAGUCCUGAUUGCAGGCCCUCCCAGCACAGGAAAGACGGCCAUCGCAAUGGGAAUGGCGCAGUCGCUGGGCCCCGACGUGCCCUUCACCAUGCUCGCCUCGUCCGAAAUCUUCUCGCUGGAGAUGUCCAAGACCGAGGCGCUCACACAGGCCUUCCGAAAGUCGAUUGGCGUGCGGAUAACAGAGGAGAGCGAGGUCAUUGAGGGCGAGGUGGUCGAGAUACAGAUUGACCGCAGCGUCACAGGCAGCAACAAGCAGGGUAAACUCACCAUCAAGACGACCGACAUGGAGACCGUCUACGACAUGGGCACCAAGAUGAUCGACGCAAUGACCAAGGAAAAGGUCAUGGCCGGCGACAUCAUCUCCAUCGACAAGGCCUCGGGCAAGAUCACCAAGCUCGGCCGCUCGUACACGCGCUCCCGAGACUACGACGCAAUGGGCAUCGACACCAAAUUCGUACAAUGUCCCGAAGGCGAGCUGCAACAGCGGCGCGAGGUGGUACACACAGUCAGCCUGCACGAAAUUGAUGUCAUCAACUCGAGGACCCAGGGCUUCCUAGCGCUCUUCUCUGGUGACACAGGCGAGAUCCGCAGCGAGGUGCGAGACCAGAUCAACACCAAGGUCGCAGAGUGGAAAGAGGAGGGCAAAGCUACCAUCGUACCAGGUGUGCUGUUCAUCGACGAAGUCCACAUGCUCGACAUUGAAUGCUUUUCGUUCGUCAAUCGCGCGCUUGAGGACGAGCUAGCACCGAUUGUCAUCAUGGCCAGCAACAGAGGAAACACACAAAUACGGGGAACAGACUACAGAUCGCCACACGGACUGCCACUCGACUUCUUAGAUCGCGUGGUUAUUGUCAGUACCCACGCAUACAACUCGGAGGAGAUGCAGCAGAUCAUUUCGAUACGAGCGCAAGAGGAGGAGGUCGAUGUGUCCCCUGACGCUUUGGCGCUGCUCACCAAGAUCGGGCAGGAAACUGGAUUGCGAUACGCGAGCAACCUCAUCACGACUUCCGACCUGAUACGCAAGAAGAGGAACGGGCCGGAGGUCACCAUCGAAGACGUGCAGCGAAGUUUUGCCCUCUUUUACGACCCUACAAGAAGUGUCAAGUUCGUCUCCGACUCAGAACAGCGUUUAAUCGGCGAUGCGGGCGCUGUUUCCUUUGCGAUCCCCAACGGCGCGGAAGCGAUGGACGUCUCAUAGACAGAUGUUAAACAAUCUCACGGCGUACAACGGUUCGAAUGGGUCUAGCGUUUG
Alternaria rosae is the source of this 1530-nucleotide messenger RNA. RefSeq names its product TIP49 C-terminus-domain-containing protein. The transcript has 4 exons. Gene Ontology annotation, cellular component: NuA4 histone acetyltransferase complex; Ino80 complex; Swr1 complex. Bases 67 to 1476 code for a protein of 469 amino acids. Gene Ontology annotation, biological process: chromatin remodeling; regulation of transcription by RNA polymerase II; box C/D snoRNP assembly. Gene Ontology annotation, molecular function: DNA helicase activity; ATP hydrolysis activity; ATP binding. The record is from RefSeq and is a predicted model, not a curated record. Lineage: Eukaryota; Fungi; Ascomycota; Dothideomycetes; Pleosporales; Pleosporaceae.